Linum tenue is the source of this 525-nucleotide messenger RNA. The record is from the annotation of a GenBank genome assembly. Lineage: Eukaryota; Viridiplantae; Streptophyta; Magnoliopsida; Malpighiales; Linaceae.
AUGCUAGAAGCCGGUGUAAAGCCUGACAACUUUACAUAUGCUGCAAUUCUUGACACCUGUGCUAACGUAGCUACGGUUGGUCUAGGAAUGCAGAUUCAUGCUCAGGUCAUAAAGCAGCAACUGCAGUCCGAUGUGUACAUAUCGACUACACUGGUGGACAUGUAUUCAAAGUGCGGUAAACUUCAAGAUUCAGAACUUAUGUACGAGAAAGCACCAAAAAAGGACCUUGUGGGAUGGAACAGUCUGAUAUGCGGUUAUUCACAGCAUGGUCUUGGAGAAAAGGCAUUGAUGGUAUUUGAGGAGAAGAGACCUGAGAAAGUGAACCCAAACCGCUCCACUUUUCUUUCAGUUCUUCGAGCGUGUGCACACAAGGGACUUCUCGGUACAGGAAUGUGUUAUUUUCACACUAUGCAAAAGGAGCAUCGUUUGGAACCUGAAAUUAAGCAUUAUUCAUGUAUGGAUAGAUGGGAAUGUGGAAAUUGCGGAGAAGGCUGCAAGUUGUAUUUUGCAGUUAGCGCCGGAUGA